Lotus japonicus is the source of this 2325-nucleotide messenger RNA. RefSeq names its product zinc finger protein CONSTANS-LIKE 12-like. Gene Ontology annotation, molecular function: protein binding; zinc ion binding. The record is from RefSeq and is a predicted model, not a curated record. The transcript is spliced from 6 exons. NCBI's taxonomy places the organism in Eukaryota, Viridiplantae, Streptophyta, Magnoliopsida, Fabales, Fabaceae. Bases 366 to 1652 code for a protein of 428 amino acids.
CCUGCAUAACUGGAUCAUCAUCUUAAGCAAACAUACUUUCACUUCUGAAUCUGCAUUUUCCUUUCUUGCUCCAAUCCAUGGUAUCUGUGUUUCUUGAUAUCAGAUGAUUUUAUGUACCAGCUUUGUCUGGGAGGAAGUUCAGCUUUUUUUUUGGUUAAUUUAAUAAGGGUAAGGAGCAAGCAAGGUGGUUCAAGUUUUCAAGAUCAGAACUCGCGUUAAAGGAUUAGUCACUACUGUCGGUGGUGGAUACCCUCAGGCUCAUCAAGAAAGUUUCAGACAUUAGAAUAAACAAAGCUGAGUUCCCUCUCCAUCAGCUAUGUUAGAUCAGUUUAGUUUAGUUUUUGGCUUGAAUAAUCAAUUUUAGCAUGGAACCACUAUGUGAGUUUUGUGGGGUUGCAAGAGCUGCGGUUUAUUGCAAGCCAGAUUCUGCUCGUCUUUGCAUGGAUUGUGAUGGCAUUGUGCACUCUGCAAAUUCUCUGUCUCGGAGGCACCCUCGUUCGUUUCUCUGUGAUAAGUGCAAUUUCGACUCAGCAACUGUUCGAUGUAAUGAAUUUAAGCAAAUUCUGUGUCAAGCUUGUGAUUUGAAUUCAUAUGAUUGUAUGGUUUUGGGACAUAGGCAUCAGCCACUGAAUUUCUACACUGGUUGUCCAUCUAAUACUGAGUUUUCGAAGCUUUUGUCACAUGUGUUUGAUGCUAAUUCCUCAUGUGGAGGUUGGGAAUCAGUUACUACAUUGCUUAAAAAUGACACUAGUAAGCAUUUGGAGCAACCUGAUAAGGGUGGUUCUUCUGGUUUGGUGAGUGAUAAGUUGGAUGAAGUAGUGGAGCAAUGUGUUAAGUUUGAACCGUGGACUGGACAAUCUUCCAUCAUUCCCACUAAACCAAAUCACACUCAGUAUGGCAAAGAUCCAGCAUUUUUCUUUCCUCAAGACUCAAACCAGCAAAAGCUGCAGGGAUGUCCUAAUGUCAAAGAUCUAGGAAUUAAUGAAGGGAAUGGUCUCUGUGAAGGCCUCAAUGUGGAUGAUGUUCAAUUAAACUUUGAAACUACUGCUGAAAUAUUUGACUGCUCUCAAGGUGCCCCAAGAUACCAGCUUGAAGGUGGAGAAAUGGACUGUUUGUUAAUGGAUAAUAAGAACAUAAUAGUCACAAAAUCUAAAAGUCUUCUUGAGAGCACCAUGGAGGCAUCAUCGUCAGUCCAACAAGAUUGUGUGGCUUUUUCACCAUCCGGGGCCGGCGGCUCCUCUAGUGUGAUGCAGAACAUCAACAGCAAUGCAAACUGUGCACUAAUGACUCCUAGCUGCAACAGAAACAUCAAUCUGGGAUUUCCUCAGGGUCAAAUUCCUUCAAACAUACCAAUUCAAUUACCCAACAUUUCUGGUGAAAACAAUGCUACUGAAUAUCAAGAUUGUGGGCUAUCUUCAAUGUUUCUGCCAGGAGAAUCCCCUUGGGAAUCGAGUUUGGAGAGUACAUGUCCACAAGCAAGGGAUAAAGCUAAGAUGAGAUACCAUGAGAAAAAGAAGACUCGAACGUUUGGUAAGCAAAUAAGAUAUGCGUCUCGCAAAGCGAGAGCGGAUACCAGAAAACGUGUGAAAGGAAGAUUUGUUAAAGCAGGUGAAGAAUAUGAUUAUGAUCCUCUUCUGACACCAGAAACCUAAGCAUAUUAUCAGCAAUCACUGUCUUUUACAUGCAAGAUAUGGUUCUGAUUCUAAUUGGUUAGGUUGUUUGAGACUCUGAGACUGAGACACUGUCCUUUACAAUCACCUUCUGAUAAAGAAUAAAAGGGAAACUGGUGUUUGGCAAAGCAACUAUAUUCAACCUCAAUUUUUCUGCUUUCAGCUUGGAUGAGAUGGGUCCUAGACCUUCACAAAAUAAAAAACCACUCUCUCAACUUCAACCAUUGUCCAAGGACAGGAACUUCUUGAUUUUUGAGACACAUCAUUUAUUCCAUUUUCAUCAGAUUAGAGAGCAAGCAUAUGGUCAAUUGUGGAUUGGAAUACUAUUGUUCUUGACUUGAUUGAAGCCAGUUUCUCCUGCAGGAUAAACCACAUGCAUCUUUGGCAACCUAAGUCAUUUUUUCUGUGACUUAGUUUUCUACUGCCUCACUUAUGUCAUUUUCUAUUGCUCAUUAUUUUCUUUGGGAACAGUAGCUAUUUUUCAAUAAUUUUCCAACAUGGUGGUGUACAAACAUUGUUUGCCACUUUGUCUGCCUUCAAGGGAAGUUGAUUUAUCCUAUGAAGCUUGUUUUGCAAAAAUUCAAUGCAGGAAUUACCAGCAAUGAUUGUCUAUUACUGUUUUUAUUCAUUGAACAUGAGAAUAAAUUCAGUAGAA